Molecule: messenger RNA, 977 nt
Organism: Sesamum indicum (sesame)
Lineage: Eukaryota; Viridiplantae; Streptophyta; Magnoliopsida; Lamiales; Pedaliaceae
Product: 3'-5' exonuclease-like
Biological process (GO): nucleobase-containing compound metabolic process
Cellular component (GO): cytoplasm; nucleus
Molecular function (GO): nucleic acid binding; 3'-5' exonuclease activity
Source: RefSeq, a predicted model, not a curated record
UCAGAUUCCAAGAAAUACAUUGAAUGAGAAUUGUUGGAAAAUGUACAUGCCUUUUAAUCUUCCCAUGAAACUUAAAUAAAUUAUGCAUUCACUCUCUUCACUAUUAAACCUUUCUAUAAAUAGUGGUUAACGUCAGUGCAAAAUUGUACGAAGAUCAAUUAAUGGCCUCAAACAAAUAUGUGAUUUCAUUCUCAGGCGUUAGAAUUGAAACGACGGUAACGGACAAGGCAGCCAGCGUCACCAACUGGGUGCAGGAAGUGCUUUCCAUGUACGGUGGACAAAGUAUCAUAGUCGGCCUGGACUGCGAGUGGAAGCCCAACUCCUACGCCUUGGAGAACAACAAAAUUGCAACACUCCAGCUCUGCGCGGACACCAAGUGUCUCAUCCUCCAACUCUUUUACUUGGAUUUCAUUCCUCAGUCCCUCAAGAAUUUCUUGGUUCAUCCCAGUGUCACGUUUGUUGGAGUUGGAGUUGAGGAUGAUGCGUACAAGCUUCAGAAAGAGUAUGGGCUGGUUUGCCCUGCUGUGACUGACAUUCAAGAAAUGGCUAUGGCAAGUCACCCAUUGGAAUUCAUUCGUAGGCCGGGGCUGAAGGACCUGGCUAGCUGGUUUGUGGGGCUUAACAUGGCUAAGCCCAUUCAUGUUUGUCGGAGCAAUUGGGAAGCUAGGAACUUGAGUCUGGACCAGAUUGAGUAUGCUUGUAUUGAUGCUUAUGCUUCUUACAGGAUUGGCCGUAAGCUUCUCAAUGGACGUUGAUUACCGAUGUUUGUUUAUGUUCUAAUUCUCUAUCUUUUCUGCUUGUUUGGCUGAAUGAUAAGAAAGGAAAUGGAGUAAUUUUAAGAUAUUAUUUUCGUGUUUCUUAUAAUGAUUUAUUUAGAAAAUAAUUGGAAUCUAGACAAAAGGAACAUCAAAUACUAUCCAGGUUGGGCCUAUGGGAAUAUUGGACCGUUGUUCAUUUCGGUGACCCCAUACGUUUGU